Molecule: messenger RNA, 3270 nt
Organism: Orycteropus afer afer
Lineage: Eukaryota; Metazoa; Chordata; Mammalia; Tubulidentata; Orycteropodidae
Source: RefSeq, a predicted model, not a curated record
AUGGCCGCAGUCCGAGAGUGGUCGUGUGCCCGCUGCACCUUCCUGAACCCGGCCGGCCAGCGCCAGUGUUCCGUCUGCGAGGCCCCCCGGCAGAAGCCCGACCUCGAUCAGAUCUUGCGGCUCAGCGUGGAAGAGCAGAAGUGGUCCUGUGCCCGCUGCACCUUCCGCAACUUCCUGGGCAAGGAGACCUGCGAGGUGUGCGGCUUCGCGCCCGACCCCACGCCUGGGGCCCCCCUGGCCCCCGCCACCAAUGGGGCCCUGCCUCCACCACCUGCCGUCCUGGCCGAGCCCAGGGGCAGCUGCCAGGAGGAAGCAGGGCCUAUGCGGACGGUGGGGCGGGUGGCCGUGGAGCCAGCUGGGGGGCACCCCGAGGAGGCAGCUGCAGAGCCAGGGGGCUGGGCCUGCCCACGCUGCACACUGCACAACACCCCUGUGGCCAGCUCCUGCUCUGCCUGCGGGGGUCCCCGCAGACUCUCGCUGCCCAGGAUCCCGCCCGAGGCGCUGGUGGUGCCUGAGGUUGUGGCCCCUGCCGGCUUCCAUGCCGGGCCUACCCCAUCCACACCAGGCCUACCCAGGGAUGGCACCGAGGCCACCCCUGCCCCCAGCAGCCAGGGUGUCCCCACAACCGACCAGGAGCCCCCACGCGUGGCACCCUUCAGCCCCUUCUCGCCACCCCCACAGAACAACCCCAUGCCCCGUAGCCGUCGGGAGGUGCCUCCCCAGCCGCAGCCACCAGGGCCCGAGGCCUCUCAGCCUGCAGCCAGCCCCAAGGUCCCCCAGGGCCCGGGGCGGGCAGCGACCGGGGCCCCCCGCCUGAUGGAGCUGCUUUCCAGCCAGCGGCUAAGUGUGCUGGGGGAGGCGGUGACAGAGGGCGGGCCGGCCCACGGUGAGGGCUGUGGGCCUGCGCUGGGUGGGGACGUCAUCGACCUGGCCAGCGACUCCGUGCGCUUCACACCUGCCAGCCCCUCCAGCCCCGACUUCACCACCUGGUCGUGCGCCCAGUGUACGCUUCGCAACCCCACGGCAGCCACCCGCUGCUCCGCCUGCGGCUGCUCCAAGCUCCAUGGCUUCCAGGAGCACGGCGAGGCACCUGCCCACUGCCCUGACUGUGGCACCGACAGGCUCAGGCCCUGCGGCAGCAGCGGCUGCGGCCGGGCUCCCUCGGCCCACAAGGCUGCCCGCCUCCUGCCUGCCGGACCCCCCGAGCACCAGGCCCAGUGGGCCUGUCCUGCCUGCACUCUACUCAAUGCACCCCGCGCCCGGCACUGUGCCGCCUGCCACACGCCACAGCUGCUGGAGGCCCAGCGCCAGGGUGCCGCGCCCCUGCGGCGCCGGGAGAGCGUGCUGGUGGAGAAGCGGCGGCUGACGGAUGAAGGCGAAGCCAAGGCUCUGUGGGAGCACAUCGUGGCCUUCUGCCGAGAGAACGGCGUGAACUUUGUGGACGACAGCUUCCCGCCUGGGCCCUCGUCAGUGGGCUUCCCUGAGGGUGACGGCGUACAGCAGCGAGUUCGGCAGUGGCUGCGGCCCCACGAGAUCAACUGCUCCGUCUUCAAGGGCCCGUCCGCCGUGUGCUGGUCCGUGUUCUGCAGGUUGCGGCCCUCGGACAUCCUGCAGGGGCUGCUGGGGAACUGCUGGUUCCUGAGUGCCCUGGCCGUGCUGGCGGAGCGGCCCGACCUUGUGGAGCGGGUAAUGGUCACCCGAGACCUGUGCCCCGAGGGCGCCUACCAGGUGCGGUUGUGCAAGGACGGCACGUGGACCACGGUGCUUGUGGAUGACAUGCUGCCCUGUGACGAGGCUGGCUACCUGCUCUUCUCGCAGGCCCAGCGGAAACAGCUGUGGGUCGCACUUAUCGAGAAGGCACUGGCCAAACUGCACGGCUCCUACUUUGCGCUGCAGGCGGGCCGCGCCAUUGAGGGCCUGGCCACGCUCACUGGGGCGCCCUGCGAGAGCCUCCUGCUGCAGGUCAGCUCCACCAACCCCCGUGAGGAGCCCGUGGACACCGACCUCAUCUGGGCCAAGAUGCUGAGCUCCAAGGAGGCAGGGUUCCUCAUGGGCGCCUCCUGUGGGGGGGGCAACAUGAAGGUGGAUGACGCGGCCUACGAGAGCCUGGGCCUGCGCCCACGCCACGCCUAUUCCAUCCUGGACGUCCGUGACGUACAGGGCUCCAGGCUUCUGCGACUCCGGAACCCAUGGGGCCGCUUCUCCUGGAACGGCAGUUGGUCAGACGAGUGGCCACACUGGCCGGGGCAUCUGCGUGGUGAACUUGUGCCCCUCAGCAGUGGCGAGGGCGUCUUCUGGAUGGAAUACAGUGACUUCAUCAGGUACUUUGACUCAGUGGACAUCUGCAAGGCACGCUCGGAUUGGCAGGAGGUGCGGGUGCAGGGUUCCUUCCCCCGCUCGGCCAGUGGGCCUGUGGGUGUCACUGCAUUGACCGUGCUCGAGAGGGCCUCUCUGGACUUCGCCCUCUUCCAGGAGGGCAGCAGGCGCUCGGACGCAGGAGACAGCCACCUCCUGGACCUGUGCAUCCUGGUGUUUCGGGCUACCUUUGGUAGCGGCGGCCGCCUGAGCCUGGGCCGCCUCCUGGCCCACAGCAAGAGGGCCGUGAAGAAGUUUGUCAACUGUGACGUCAUGCUGGAGCCGGGCGAGUACGCGGUCGUGUGUUGCGCCUUCAACCACUGGACCACCGGCCCCACGGCCGUGCCGGGUAACGGGAUGCCCGGGUAGGGUGGGUGGCCUCUGAUGCAGGCCCCCAGCCCGUCAUCAGGGAGCCCACGCUGUGCCCCGGAGCCACCUGGCCACGUGCUGGCUGUCUACAGCUCGAGGCUGGUGAUGGUGGAGCCGGUGGAGGCCCAGGCAACCACACUGGCCGACGCUAUCAUCCUGCUGACUGAGAGCCGGGGCGAGCGGCACGAGGGCCGUGAGGGCAUGACCUGCUACUACCUAACACAUGGCUGGGCGGGGCUCAUCGUGGUGGUGGAGAACCGGCACCCCAAGUCCUACCUGCAUGUGCAGUGCGACUGCACCGACAGCUUCAACGUCGUGUCUACACGUGGCAGCCUGCGCACCCAGGACAGCGUGCCGCCCCUGCACAGGCAGGUCCUCGUGAUCCUGUCCCAGUUGGAAGGUAAUGCCGGCUUCUCCAUCACACACCGCCUGGCACAUCGGAAGGCUGCCCAGGCCUUCCUCAGCGACUGGACGGCCACCAAGGGCACCCACAGCCCCCCACUCACGCCCGAGGUCGCUGGCCUGCACGGGCCUCGACCGCUCUGA